This is a messenger RNA of Glycine soja, 1028 nucleotides long. Its product is annotated as vacuolar iron transporter 1-like. The transcript is spliced from 3 exons. Gene Ontology annotation, molecular function: manganese ion transmembrane transporter activity; iron ion transmembrane transporter activity. The record is from RefSeq and is a predicted model, not a curated record. Bases 71 to 871 code for a protein of 266 amino acids. Gene Ontology annotation, cellular component: membrane. NCBI's taxonomy places the organism in Eukaryota, Viridiplantae, Streptophyta, Magnoliopsida, Fabales, Fabaceae. Gene Ontology annotation, biological process: intracellular manganese ion homeostasis.
AUUUAAUUACCACUAUAACACCACCCAAGUUCCAAAAAUAAUAAACAAUAAAAAUAAGUGUUAAGUGUAAAUGGGUGAGAGAGGUGGCAGCAGUGGUGGCACCACCACAAGGCUCCUCCAGACAGCUGCGGAGGACGGUGGAGAGAGGAAGAGUGAGAGACCAAAGGAGCCUUGGAAAGGAGAGUAUGUGAAGAGCAUGGUUUUUGCAGGGCUUGAUGCCAUUAUCACUUGCUUUUCUCUCAUUUCCUCCAUCUCUGCUAGCACUAGUUCCUCUGUGCAUGUGCUGGUUCUUGGGGUCUCAAACCUAGUGGCAGAUGCAAUAUCAAUGGGGUUUGGGGACUUUGUGUCUGCUAGCUCUGAGCAGGAUGUGAUCAUUGAGGAAAGGAGAGUGACAGAAUGGGAUGUCAUUAACCAAAGGGACAAAGAGCAAACAGAGUUGGUCAAACACUAUCAAAAUCUAGGGAUGGACUACAAUGAUGCAACCAUGGUUGUGAACAUAUUCACAAAGUACAAUGACAUUCUAGUGGAUCAAAGAAUGGUAGCAGACAAGGGAAUGCUGCCAGCAGACCAAGAAGUGAAGCCCUGGAGGAAUGGCCUUGUGACCUUUGCAUCCUUCAUGCUCUUUGGCUCAACUCCUUUGCUCUCUUUCAUCAUCCUCAUACCAUUCACUGACAAUGACUCUGUCAAGUUUCUCAGUGCUUGCAUUGUUUCUGCACUUGCCCUUGCUCUUCUUGGGGUGGCAAAGGCAAGGAUUGCUGGCCAAAACAUCAUGCUCUCUGCGGCUGUCACACUUCUCUGUGGUGCCAUAGCUGCAGCUUCGGCUUAUUUAGUGGGAUGGUUGCUUAAGCUUAUGGCAGGACUAGAGAGUUGAUAAAGCUAGAGUUGAAUUUAAUGGAUCUCAGAACACUUUUUGGAUAAAUGUAGCUGAUUUAAACCAUUACCAGCCUAAUAUACUGAUUAAAAAAACCAGCCUAAUAUUUAUAUUUUUGGUAGCUUAUGAAUGCACUUAAACUUGGUAUUUGUUCAUA